Messenger RNA from Gadus chalcogrammus (walleye pollock), 1453 nucleotides. RefSeq names its product actin related protein 2/3 complex, subunit 1B (gene arpc1b). NCBI's taxonomy places the organism in Eukaryota, Metazoa, Chordata, Actinopteri, Gadiformes, Gadidae. Bases 185 to 1339 code for a protein of 384 amino acids. Gene Ontology annotation, cellular component: actin cytoskeleton; Arp2/3 protein complex. The transcript has 10 exons. The record is from RefSeq and is a predicted model, not a curated record. Gene Ontology annotation, biological process: Arp2/3 complex-mediated actin nucleation. Gene Ontology annotation, molecular function: actin filament binding.
GUCGGAGCUCACUCCGUCGUUGACAUUCGCGUUGACUGGCCAGAGUCCGCGAUCUGAACACCCUCUCAUCCUUUUGAUCUCCAACCAUUUCCCUAGCAUUGAGUUCGGUCGAGCCCUCAGGAAGGAUCUACAGCAAUCUCUUUCUGGUAUCACUUCCUGAUCUCCUUCAUACAUCUGAUUCGCCAUGGCAUACCACAGCUUCCUGCUGGAACCUAUUAGCUGCCAUGCCUGGAACAAGGACCGCACUCAAAUCGCGCUGUGUCCCAACAACCACGAUGUUUACAUUUACAAGAAGGACGGCACCAAAUGGAACAAGAUUCAUGAGCUGAAGGAACACAACGGCCAAGUGACCGGCAUUGACUGGGCUCCGGACAGCGACCGCAUCGUGACGUGCGGGGCGGACCGUAAUGCCUACGUGUGGACCCAGAAGGAGGGCGUGUGGAAGCCCACCCUGGUCAUCCUCAGGAUCAACCGGGCGGCCCGCUGUGUGAAGUGGUCCCCGCGGGAGAACAAGUUUGCGGUGGGCAGCGGCUCGCGCCUCAUCUCUGUCUGCUACUUUGAGCAGGAGAACGACUGGUGGGUCUGCAAGCACAUCAAGAAGCCCAUCCGCUCCACCAUCCUCAGCCUGGACUGGCAUCCCAACAACGUCCUGCUGGCUGCAGGCUCCUGUGACUUCAAAUGCAGGGUGUUCUCUGCCUACAUUAAGGAGGUGGAGGAGAAGCCAGGCCCCACAUCCUGGGGAAGCAAGAUGCCGUUCGGAGAGAUGCUGUUUGAGUCCAGCGAGGGCUCGGAGGCGGGGCCCUCUGAGGGGGCGGGGGCAGCCGGGGGUGGGGGCUGGGUGCACGGCGUGUGUUUCUCCCACUCUGGCAACCGCCUCACCUGGACCUCCCACGACUCCAGCGUGGCCGUGGCCGAGGGGGGCAAGACCUGCACGAUCAGCAGUCUGAGAUCAGACAACCUUCCUCUGCUGUGCGUGACCUUCAUCACCGAAAACAGUAUUGUGGCUGCUGGCCACGACUGCUACCCGGUUCUGUUUGUGUAUGACGGGGCCAAGGGCAGCCUGACGUACGGAGGUAAGCUGGACGUCCCCAAGCAGGCCGCCGCAAAGGGCAUCAGUGCCCGGGAACGCUUCCAGAACCUGGACCGCCGCGCCUCCACCACACAGACCUCCGAGCAGACCAUAGACACCCUGCACAAGAACAGCAUCAGCCAACUCUCUGUGCUGGAAGGAGGGCGCAGUAAGUGUAGCAAGUUCUGCACCACCGGCAUGGAUGGUGGGAUGGCCAUAUGGGACGUCAAGACAUUGGAAUCUGCCAUGAAGGACUUGAAAAUUGCUUGAGGCUUACUUUGUCUACAUGGCACAGCUCUUGUGUAACACAGGAAAAUGAAGACUGCCACCCUUACAUUCCUUAUCUUCUCCAAUACCACAUGUAUCCCCCCCACCCCCCAAGAA